AACUUUAUGAGAGGCCGAAAACAAUGCAAGUACGCAAUUCAGACCUGCUCUGCUGCGAUCCGAGAGCCUUACUCAGAUUUAUAAAGCUUAAUCUCCCAGUCAGUGGCAUUAGUAAAAUGUUGCUUUUGGCACUGCUAACAACACACUUUGUGGCUUCUCUGGCUGAGCCGCGGCUCAUCCAGCAGCUGCGGGAACUGGGCCUUGCCAACUUGCUGGAGCAGGAGGUGCGCCCCAAUGUGCCUCGGAACUCGGCUAGCUACGACUUUAUUGUGGUGGGAGCUGGCGCUGCUGGCUGCACGCUGGCGGCGCGACUCUCCGAGAAUCCCCAGUGGCGCGUGGCCCUAAUCGAGGCGGGCGGCGUCGAGAACAUUGCCCACCUGACGCCCGUGAUGGCCGGACAGCUGCAGCUGACCGCCUCCAAUUGGAACUAUCAUUCGGUGCCGCAGCGGCUCGCCUGUCGCGGCAUGAACAACCACGAGUGCGCCCUGCCGCGUGGCAAGAUUUUGGGCGGCACCAGCUCCAUGAACUUCAUGAUCUACAAUCGCGGCAAUCGACGCGACUUUGACGCCUGGGCGGAGCGGGGCAACCACGGCUGGAGCUACGACGAGGUGCUGCCCUACUUCCUGCGCAGCGAGUCCGCUCAGCUGCAGGGCCUGGAGCACUCGCCCUAUCACAACCACAGCGGGCCCCUCAGCGUGGAGGAUGUCCGCUACCGCAGCAGCUUGGUCCACGCGUAUGUGCGUGCCGCCGAGCAGGCGGGCCAUUCACGCACCGACUACAACGGCCAGUCGCAGCUUGGGGUAUCCUAUGUGCAGGCCAACACACUCAAUGGGCGCCGGCAUAGCGCGUACUCCGCCUACAUACAGCCCGUGCGUCGGCUGAGGCCCAAUCUGCACGUCUUUCCGUUCACCAGGGCAACUCGCGUGCUCAUCGACGUGGCUACCAAGUCGGCGCAGGGCAUUGAACUGGUCUACAAACAGCGCACAUACAAGUUUAGGGCGCACAAGGAAGUCAUCCUCUCCGCGGGGGCCUUCAACUCGCCGCAGCUGCUGAUGCUGUCGGGCAUCGGGCCGGAGGAUAAUUUGCGAGCUAUCGGGCUGCCCGUGGUGCAGGCCCUGCCAGUGGGCAAGCUGCUGUACGAUCACAUGUGCCACUUUGGACCCACCUUUGUGACCAACACCACGGGCCAGACGAUAUUUCCAACAAGUGUUACCCUGUCUGACAUACUGUCCUUCUAUCUGGCUGGCAAUCCGGCAACGCGUCUCAGCUCCAUUGGGGGUGUCGAGGCGUUGACCUUUCUAAAAUCGCCUCGAUCACAGCGGCCCGACGACUGGCCGGAUCUAGAGUUUAUAUUCGUGGCGGGCAGUCUAGCCAGCGAUGAGGGCACAGCACUCAAAAUGGGCGCCAACUUCAAAGAUGAGAUCUAUGAUACGCUCUACAGGCCGCUGCAGCUGGCGAGUCAGGAUCAUUUCACGCUGCUUGUGAUGCAAUUCCAUCCCAAGUCGGUGGGUCGUCUCUGGCUGCACAACCGUAAUCCCUUCACCUGGCCCAAAAUCGAUCCCAACUAUUUCCAAAAUGAGGAGGAUGUAGAGUACCUGCUCGAUGGCAUCAAAGAGGCCAUCCGCAUCACCCAGAUGCCAGCGCUCCAGGCACUGGGCACCAGGCUCCUCGAUCGCCCCGUGCCUGGCUGUGAGGAUCAGCGCUUCGGCUCGGACGACUACUGGCGCUGCUCCAUCCGCACCAUGUCCUACACACUCCACCACCAGGUGGCCACCUGCCGCAUGGGACCAGCCACGGAUCCCACUGCUGUGGUCAGCCCGGAGCUGAAGGUGCACGGCAUGCGCAAGCUGCGCGUCGUGGACACCAGUGUCAUUCCCAUUUCACCCACCGCCCACACGAAUGCGGCAGCCUUCAUGAUCGGCGAGAAGGCGGCCGACUUGAUAAGAGGCGAUUGGCUUUGAGAUUCAAGUGUGGCGGUCGAAGUCCUGUGGCUGACGUAACGGUGGGAUGGGCUCCAAGCUUGUUGUUUGCCUCGGCCAAGUUAAUUAAAUGAAAUCGCCUAACAGGAUAACGGGAGGGCAAGAGAACGGGGAAGAGGGAGCUGAGCUGAGCUGAGCUGGAGCCUGGGGGUUGACCGGCCGCAGAGUGCAUUCACCCAGUCCCAAGUAACGAGGGUUGAAAUACUUUCGUUUCGACUAGGCACAGCCACGAUAUACUUAUCCAACGGGGUGGUUUGCAUGCCGCCAGCCAUGAAAUAGUCAAAACAUGAAAACUGAAACUUGCCAACGGAUGCUGCUGGCUGUACCCAAAGCCCAACAGAGUGAGCUCGGCGGAGGCAGUCAAAGGGGGGUUGCGAAUUGUUUAGCUCGCCCGUUGAACGGAUGAAAAGAGUGCUGGGGGGGAGAUUGCUAGAAUGCUAGAUGAGUUGACUUGCAGUCGAUGGGAGUGGUGCUUACAAGUGGUUAUCAGUAUGCAGGGGCAGAGGCAGAGGCAGAGGCAGUGGCAGAGGCAGAGGCAGAGGCAGUGACAGAGGCAGAGGAAGCGGCUGAGAGGGAAACAAAUUUCCCAUUGUUGUUGUUUGUUCUGCUGUUGUGGUUGUCAGCCUUGUUGCGGGCAGCAAAGCAACAACACUUUCAAUAUGCAUCAUCAGGGGGCUUUCAGAGGGGCGCCAGCAACGUCAAUAAUCGGGAAUACCCCAAAUGAAAUCCUAUUUUCAGUUAACAGCAUUAGUUUUUAAGUGCGGAUCGUGCGUUGAUAACUCAUAGAUAACAGUAAAAGGCAACACCUUCUUAUCUACACAUAAUUCAAUUCAAUUAUAUAAAAAAAUCAAUUCAAUUUAUUGGCUCACUGAGUGCUCCGCUGAUAGGCUGAUAGCAGGGUGAUUAACACACGAUAGGAAAUGUAAUAGCUGACAUAAUGAAAUAUUUGCUCGUAUCCGAUUUGAUUAGUGGUAGCCAUAUAUGUGUAUGUAUAUGUAUCUGAAGAUCAAUUACUGAUUUCUAGACUAAGUUUGCGUUUGUAUGUAGAUAUCAAGUAUAUGAGAAUAUUUUGAUAUAUUCAAAAUAAUUGCUCGCAAAUUCUUUUUAUUAUCCAA
This is a messenger RNA of Drosophila mojavensis, 3094 nucleotides long. Its product is annotated as glucose dehydrogenase [FAD, quinone]. Lineage: Eukaryota; Metazoa; Arthropoda; Insecta; Diptera; Drosophilidae. The transcript is spliced from 2 exons. Gene Ontology annotation, molecular function: flavin adenine dinucleotide binding; oxidoreductase activity, acting on CH-OH group of donors. The coding region runs from base 24 to 1961 and encodes 645 amino acids. The record is from RefSeq and is a predicted model, not a curated record.